AUGGUUCGGUACGCAGCGACUGAGAUUGCUCCGGCGAAGUCGGCUCGCUCCCGCGGGUCGUAUCUUCGCGUUUCCUUUAAGAACACUCGCGAAACCGCUCAGGCGAUCAAUGGCUGGAAGCUGCAGCGCGCCCAGAAGUUCCUGGAGAACGUUAUGGAGAAGAUCGAGGCUGUCCCCAUGAGACGCUACGCUGGUGGCACUGGCCGUGCCUCGCAAGGCAAGCAGUGGGGUGUUACUCGUGCCCGCUGGCCGAAGAAGUCCGCCGAGUUUCUUCUCGGUCUCCUCAAGAACGCCGAGUCCAACGCCGAUGCCAAGGGUCUCGACACCGGCAACCUGGUCGUCAAGCAUAUUCAAGUCAACCAGGCCCCUAAGCAGCGCCGCCGGACAUACCGUGCCCACGGUCGCAUCAACCCCUACAUGUCCAACCCGUGCCACAUCGAGCUAAUCCUGACAGAGGCCGAGGAGGCUGUGCAGAAGUCUGAGGCGGUUGAGGGCCGCGAGCACCUGAGCUCAAGACAGCGUGGUGCUCGUCUGCGCCAGGCUAUUACGGCCGCGUAG
Molecule: messenger RNA, 558 nt
Organism: Lasiosphaeria miniovina
Lineage: Eukaryota; Fungi; Ascomycota; Sordariomycetes; Sordariales; Lasiosphaeriaceae
Product: 60S ribosomal protein L17
Exons: 4
Coding region: 1-558 (185 amino acids)
Biological process (GO): cytoplasmic translation
Cellular component (GO): cytosolic large ribosomal subunit; ribosome
Molecular function (GO): structural constituent of ribosome
Source: RefSeq, a predicted model, not a curated record